AUGUCAUUGAACACUUCUACUGCAGGAAAAGGUGUGGAUCCAAAUGCGGUUGACACUUACGACAGUGGCGAUGAUUGGGAAAUUGGUGUUGGGAAUUUAAUAAUCGAUUUGGAUGCCGAUUUGGAGAAGGACAGACAGAAAUUUGAGAUGAAUAAUUCUACUAAUACCACCAGCAGCAGCAACACCAGCUCCAAGGAUUGUGGGGGUCUGACUUCCAGUGGGUCAAAUGCUACCUCAGCCUUAGCUGAUGGCCUAAAAUUUGCUUCUGUUCAGCCCUCAGCUCCCCAGGGGAAUUCCUCUCACAAAGAGACUAGCAAAUCAAAAGUGAAAAGGAGUAAAACUUCUAAGGAUGCUAAUAAAUCUCUGCCUUCUGCUGCCUUGUAUGGGAUUCCUGAGAUCAGCAGUGCUGGCAAGAGGCAGGAAGUCCAAGGGCGCCCUGGAGAGGCAACUGGCAUGAAUUCAGCACUGGGUCAAAGCAUGAGCAGUAACCCAAACGGCAAUAAUAACACCAGCAACACCACCACCAUUGCCUCUUGUGGGAAAAACAAAGAGGAGAAACCAGGUAAAGCCCCGGGCAGCAGAGGCUCCAAGAGGGAUAAGGAUGCGGGAAAAUCCAGGAAGGACAAGCAGCAUGACCUGCAGCAGGGCCACCCCAACGGCAGUGGGGGUGGCAGCAGCCAGGCUUCCCCUGGGCACCUCUAUGGCUUCGGGGCCAAGGGAGGUGGUGGUGGAAGCAGCAGCCCCUUCCAAUGCACCUCCUCUGCCAUGGGGGAGGUGAGCAAAAAUACCCCGGAUUCAGGGCUAAUGGGGAACUCUAUUUUGGUAAAGAAGGAAGAGGAGGAGGAGGAGAGCCACAGGCGAAUCAAGAAACUGAAAACAGAAAAGAUAAAUUGCCCUAAUCCGGCCUUCACAAUGGCUGUGGUUAAAGAGUCAGAGCUAUUUGAUUGGAUUCAGUGGCUGCCUGGAAUGUGGGAGGUUGAUACCCUGUUUACAGUACCUGCACCUCCACCUCCGAUUUCCAGCAGUAUCACACCUCAGAUUCUGCCUUCCUACUUUUCUCCAUCUUCAUCCAAUAUUGCAGCACCAGUCGAGCAGCUUUUGGUACGGACUCGUUCAGUGGGUGUAAAUACUUGUGAGGUUGGAGUAGUGACAGAACCUGAAUGCCUUGGACCCUGUGAGCCCGGGACCAGUGUGAACCUGGAAGGAAUUGUGUGGCAUGAAACUGAAGAAG
Molecule: messenger RNA, 1231 nt
Organism: Nestor notabilis (Kea)
Lineage: Eukaryota; Metazoa; Chordata; Aves; Psittaciformes; Psittacidae
Product: zinc finger protein 608-like
Exons: 3
Biological process (GO): regulation of transcription by RNA polymerase II
Cellular component (GO): nucleus
Source: RefSeq, a predicted model, not a curated record